CGUUCAGAAGCGGAAGCGAGCUGGAGGAGGAGCUCGAGUGUGUUCACGUCGCUCGCUGCUCGGGCUCCGGGUUCGCAGCCGUCGCUAAGCCGGACUUUCCGCACCGGAUCACGUCACGGGGUCGGACUCCCUCCCCAGGAAACACCUUUGAUCAAGGCUGACAAAACUCCCGAAUGAUGUGAACGUUUGGGAUUCGGGAGCCGGGACGUGCGGCUGGUCCGAUGAAAGUGGCGCGGUGUAAACCUAUCGUCUUAUCCUAACGACGACUCUUCAGACUUCAGCUACAGUGCUAGCUAAGUCUGAAAACACAAACAGCAAAACACUGGCGGAGCUUCAUUUUUGAGACUUCUUUUUGUUCAGGGACAAUUUUCGACGUUUUAGUGAAAACAAUUAAACAAUUUACAGUAGCAAAUUAACGGAAAAUAACCUGUCAGGGAAAAAUAAAACUACGUUCAAACAUGGGAAAAGGGUCGAGGAAGAAGGGGUGCUGUGCCUCUUUUGUUGGUUACUUCAAGACCACCGGAUUUCUUAUUUAUCUGUGUCACGGACUGUCUUCAUGGGGAGAUCGAAUGUGGCACUUUGCUGUGGCAGUGUUCCUGGUGGAACUUUACGGCAACAGUCUGCUUCUGACCGCGGUGUAUGGUUUGGUCGUGGCUGGGUCAGUCCUGUUGCUGGGAGCUAUCAUUGGCGAUUGGGUGGACAAAACGUCCAGACUUAAAGUUGUCCAAAUAUCCUUGAUUGUUCAGAAUGUCUCCGUCAUCAUUUGUGGCAUCAUCCUGAUGAUGGUCUUUCUGUUUAAACCUUCUCUUGUCACCAUGUUCCAAGGAUGGCUACUCACUGUCUGCUACAUUUUGGUUAUUACUGUCGGUAACAUUGCAAAUCUGGCGAGCACAGCCAUGGGAAUCACAAUUCAGAGAGAUUGGAUUGUUGUUGUUGCAGGAGAAGACAGAAGUAAAUUGGCAGAUAUGAAUGCUACAGUUCGCCGAAUUGAUCAGGUGACAAAUAUUUUGGCUCCAAUGGCAGUCGGGCAAAUAAUGACAUUUGGCUCAACGGUGAUUGGCUGUGGCUUCAUUUCUAGUUGGAAUCUGUUCUCGAUGUGCUUCGAAUAUUAUCUGCUGUGGAAAAUUUACCAAAGAACACCUGCACUGGCCAUCAAAGCAAGUCAGAAGGUAGAUGAACAAGAGUUGAAGCCACUGAACAAACAAAAAGAUACUGAGUCUGGCCAAACAAAGUCUGGCGAUGAAACAGGAUCAGGCCAUCCAGCUGAAGAUGCUCAUCGGGUAAACAUAAAUGCAUCGAAAGAAGAAGAAAAACGUUGUGGUGCCAAAAUUCUUGAGCCUUUUUAUACAUUACGGGAUGGGUGGGUAGCUUAUUACAAGCAGCCAAUAUUCUGGGCUGGCAUGGGCCUGGCCUUCCUCUACAUGACAGUCCUGGGCUUUGACUGUAUUACAACAGGAUAUGCUUACACCCAGGGUUUGAGUGGAUUCAUCCUGAGCUUGCUGAUGGGGGCCUCCGCCGUUGCUGGAAUUCUGGGCACCAUCGCCUUUGUAUGGAUACGCCGGAAGUGCGGCCUGAUCAGGGCAGGCUUCAUUUCUGGUGUGACUCAGUUUGCAUGCCUGAUUUUGUGUGUGAUUUCUGUGUUCAUGCCUGGAAGUCCUUUGGAUUUGUCCGUGUCACCUUUUACGGAGUUCACCAACAGAAACCUGGAUCCGAAGGCCUGGACGGAAGCAGUUGGACCAACAUUACAACCACAGCUAAGCACUACAAUCGGGUACAACUACUCAACGACUGAAUCUCCAAGCACUGAAGAAUUUGAACCAGAAUCUUACAUCUCAGUUAGCUUGCUCUUUGCUGGUAUCAUCGCUGCAAGAGUUGGUCUCUGGUCCUUUGAUUUAACAGUAACACAACUCAUUCAAGAAAAUGUGGAUGAAUCAGAACGUGGCAAGAUUAAUGGUGUGCAGAAUUCCAUGAAUUAUCUUCUUGAUUUAUUACAUUUCAUCAUGGUCAUAUUAGCUCCAAAUCCAGAAGCAUUUGGUCUUCUUGUAAUCAUUUCAACCUCUUUUGUUGCUAUGGGGCAUUUGAUGUAUUUCAUGUAUGCUUACAAAUCACUGGGAAGCCAACUCUUUGUCUGUAGCUCCAAAGACACAGCAACUCAGGACAACAAUCCUCAAAUAACUGAUUGUGUAGUAGUCAGCACAAGUAAUGACUAAAGAGAUAAUAUCAUUUGUUCUGACCUAGAGCUUACAUUUUAAAGAUACUUACUUUUCAAGUAGCUUAAACAUCUCAAUUAGUACUAUUAUACAGAAGCCUUAUUAAGCCAGAUUUUCUUAGUCGCUACAUAUUUUUUUCUUCUGCUUCAUACUAAAUAUUAAAAUGUUGUAUGUAUGGCUCAAAUAGAUAUCGCCAAGUGAAUGAUUCAAAACUAUUGAAGUCAUUUGCCAUUUCCGUAGGAAGCAGUUGACUAAUAAAUACAGUAUAGCAUUAUCUGUUGGGGAAUGUAUGCAUUUUACGUAGUGCAGUGGCUGAUAUUGGCUUGGUCAGAGAAAAGUAAUAAAAAGGUUCUUAGUAAAAAAGCUGAAUGUAUUGUACACGUUACCAUAAGAGAUGUCAAUUGAAUUAACAUUUAAAUGUAGUUUUAUUGAGAUAGCUACUAACAAGUAUUAUUAUCAUUUAUAGGCUCCAGAAUGGUAUAUAAUUGAUUUUCACUAAAAUAUUGUAUCUUCCUUGCUGCUAAUAUCAUCAAGGGAACUGUUUGCCAAUCUGCCAAUAACAUUUUUCAAACGUAUGUGGGUUAUAUAUGACAUCUGGAGUAAAGGGAUUAAUAUUUUCAACUAAAUGGUGCCUUGACGUUAAAAAUGUGAAAUGCUGAAAUAACUACUUAAUACCACACUGUACACAAAAACACUGCAGCGAGUUUCCGAGUAUGCAGGAAAUGGGAGUAUUAAUAUUUGCCAACAAAAUCUGUAGGCCAGAAAAUGUGCUUAACACCACAGAUCUUUGCUUGAUUAAUUAUAAGGGUGGAAAUGAUCAAUUCUUGUGGUUUCAAGAGAUAUUCUAUUCCAUACAUUAGGAUCUCCUUGUGACAUAGUCAUUCAUAUUAAACUCACUGGCACAACUGGAAAAUAGAUACUUUUUUAUUUGGAAAAUUCUUAAUCUUACAUGGCCUUGUGGAACCUGGUUUUUUUGAGAUGGGAUGCUGGAAAUGUUUUUCCACAUUACAUUACAUUCAAAGGGAUGCCCUCUAGUUAUUCAUAUAGAAUCAUUAAGAUACUUGCCAAGUAUUUGCAAGUAGUGUUCUUAAUAAUAUUUUCCUCUUAAUUGUGGAAUAGGAUACAUGGCAUUUGUCCCUAGCACAUUAUCCAAUACACAAGUUCAAGUUCUGGUUGAAGUGACCAGAAGUAGGGGGAUAAUGAGUAAAGUUUUCCUUGUUUGAAGGUGGACAUUGUAACAUCUAUGCAGUCCAAUCCAUGAUUAGAUUAAUGAGAAGGGCAUCAAGUCUGUGUUGCAUUGCAAAUGAAAAUAUAACAAUUGCAACUGUAAUUUUAUGCAAAACCAUGAGAAAUUAAUCAUAGCCAAUGGAUAUGGAUCCUUAAAAUUUCUAAUUUUUAUUAUAACUAUAGCUUUAGAAGAUCUUUAUGGUCAAUAUUUAUGUUAUAUUAGAGACUGAAGUAGAAUUUCUGGAUUCAUCAGAAGAUAUGAUAACCAUUGUUUUAAAAUCCAUUUGUAAUUCUUUUAUCAGCCUGGCUGAAGCAUAUGACAAUAAACACUCCGAAGUCUUGAAAACAUUGCUAAAUAAAAUGUUGCUAAAAUAA
Messenger RNA from Hypanus sabinus (Atlantic stingray), 3812 nucleotides. It is a transcript of the gene slc40a1, whose product is annotated as solute carrier family 40 member 1. Gene Ontology annotation, molecular function: peptide hormone binding; iron ion transmembrane transporter activity. Gene Ontology annotation, biological process: iron ion transmembrane transport. Bases 459 to 2210 code for a protein of 583 amino acids. NCBI's taxonomy places the organism in Eukaryota, Metazoa, Chordata, Chondrichthyes, Myliobatiformes, Dasyatidae. The record is from RefSeq and is a predicted model, not a curated record. The transcript is spliced from 8 exons. Gene Ontology annotation, cellular component: basolateral plasma membrane.